UAAUUAGGAGCCCACAGACCAGAACUUGCUUCAUUCAGACCGGAACUUUAAACGGGGUGGGCAUCACUUCUGAGCGCCGCGCGUCGAUUUUAGAGACAUUUUUUUUUCUUCUUCUUCUUCUUCUUCCAUCCUCGGGCUCGUCUUUGCUCCUCUCCAGCCCGUCCAUCAUGCAGGUGUCUGCGGCGCUCCCGCUGCUCGCGCUGCUGCUGCAGGGAUGCUGCACGGCCGUCCGCGCGUGGAAGGUGCUGAAAAACGACGCCACGGAGAUUUUACCGGACUUGAACAGGGACAACAGCCGGAGCCCGCUCCCGGUCCCGGUUCUGCAGAGCCUGGACGUCCAGAACAGCACCGCGAACAACAGGGCGAAAAGCGGAGGGAGACACUCCAACACAGUGUCUUACAGUGCCUCGGAGAUGAGCUGCAAGGAGCUGCGUUCCAACCGCUACAUCACGGACGGCUCGUGCCGCAGCGCCAAGCCCGUCCGGGAGCUGGUGUGCUCGGGCCGGUGCCUGCCCGCCCACCUCAUGCCCAACUCCAUCCUCCGCGGGAAGUGGUGGCGGAGCGGCGCCGCCGACUACCGCUGCAUCCCGGCGCACUCGCAGACGCGGCGGGUCCAGCUGCAGUGUCCGAACGGCAACGCGCGGACUUACAAGAUCCGCGUGGUCACGUCCUGCAAGUGCAAGCGCUUCAGGCCCCACCACAACCUCUCCGUCGCCAAGGAGGUGCCGAGGAGGCAAGCCAAAAAGAAGCACAGCCGCUCGCAGCAGGACCGGAGCAAGAACAGCACGCCGCUGACUGGCAACUCGUACUGAGGCGUCCCGGAAAGGGACAGAGACAAAAGCACACUCACACACAUGUUACUCAGAAACCCAACMUAUCUCCUUCACAUGAAGGGAUGCAAGAGAAAUAUCAAAGACAGAUUUCAUAAGCUAUUCACCAGGCUGAGACAUCAGUCUGUCGUUCGUUAGUACUUGUGAACUUUGCUUUUCUKCAUGACCAGAUGAGUCAGCGCCAGCUUGGACGUGCCAGAGACUGACCAGGAGGUGUCAGAUAAUACCGUAGAAGUAUCUCAUCACCUCCCGGGGCGUUUGAGUCUUCCUCCCGAAAACAUAAGAGAUCCUCUCCAGAACCCCCCACCCCCAUCUGUGCAAACAUCCAGCACGGAACYGAACCUGUUCGCUUUAAAUUGCGUAAAGGUGCAGCUCCUCUCCGGAGCGGUGGUAAUCCAUCACCUCGAGGCUGUGCGUGGGGGAUCUGGGGUCUCCUGCGGUGGGAAUAUCGACAAACUUUUCCUGCCGACAGCUCCACACACUCCUGCAAAAAAGACAAAGACAGCAAAGUUUUAUCUGCACCAAUGUCACGGGGUGGGGGGAAAUGGGUUUUCCUGUGAGUCCCCAUAAUUAGCCCAUUCCUGAUUUAGGAUUUAAGUCACAUGAAGCAAUUUUCUCUAGACGUAACCAGUUCCUGUUUGCUGGAAUCACAGAAAGAAAGUGCAGAUCGGUGUGCAGACCUGCUGCAGAGGUCGAGCCAAAAUCCAGCCGUGGGACUGAAGAAACCUCYGCUGCCCUUUCUGUAAAUAGCUCAAACAGGAAAAAUAGCAGUAAAAAUAAACAAUCAUUCAGUUUUAUCAUUGUCACGGUCGGUGGAGUCCGGUGAGGAAGCAGAGAUACUCGGCCUGUCACGGCCGGCGACUCGACCUUCUGCAGCAAAACGGACUGAACUCUACGCAGAGUAUCCCCCCGAUGUUUCCGCAUGCUGUCAGUUGCUUUUUCCUGCUCGUAUUGCUUCAAUUGUUUGCUUGUUUUUCGACCAAAAAAAAAAAAAAAAAAAGCAACUGGAAGGGGUUUUGACAUGUAAGCCGAGCUCUCGGCAGCCUCGAAUGUCAGGGAGCAUUAAAAGACAACCUGGGAUCGACGGAGACACAAAGAAGGACCUUUUUUUWAAAAAAAAAAAUGAAUGAACUGCAUAUUUAUUUUUUACGUCCACAUUUAAAUUAUUUAUGCGACCUUUUGUAGUAAAUGAUAACCAUUAUUGUCAUAUAGUGCGAUAGAGAAAAUGAAAACUGUACAGAACAUGAAUAAAAAGUAAAGGCAGAUAUAUUUGAACAAACCAAA
Molecule: messenger RNA, 2114 nt
Organism: Austrofundulus limnaeus
Lineage: Eukaryota; Metazoa; Chordata; Actinopteri; Cyprinodontiformes; Rivulidae
Gene: sost
Product: sclerostin
Exons: 2
Coding region: 168-812 (214 amino acids)
Biological process (GO): ossification; negative regulation of BMP signaling pathway; negative regulation of Wnt signaling pathway
Molecular function (GO): BMP binding
Source: RefSeq, a predicted model, not a curated record